Molecule: messenger RNA, 197 nt
Organism: Trypanosoma cruzi
Lineage: Eukaryota; Euglenozoa; Kinetoplastea; Trypanosomatida; Trypanosomatidae
Product: elongation factor 1-gamma (EF-1-gamma), putative
Exons: 1
Biological process (GO): translational elongation
Molecular function (GO): translation elongation factor activity
Source: RefSeq, a predicted model, not a curated record
CAGCUACACGACGUUGUCGCGCUGUGUGAGUUGCGCGGCCGGGGCAUGCCGGCGAUUGUGAGGGAAGUGGAGGACACGGAGCUGUUCGACUGGGAGGAGGUGGCAAACGUUGCGGCGCAGCGGGAGCGCAUGAAGGAAUGCGUGUGCUGGAGGGCCCGACGAUCCCGAGGCCUGUGCUGGAGGGGCGUGUGUUGAAG